AUGACGAAGUCUAUCGUCCUCAUCCUUGGAUCAGGCGCCAAUGUUGGUCGCUCCGUUGCUCGCAAAUUUGCAGCCGACGGCUAUCUUGUCGCAAUCUCCGCUCGCAGCCUGGAGAAUGGUACUUCGCCGGAGGGCUAUAUCACAAUCAAAGCCGACUACUCCCAUAGAGAUGCCAUUCCAAUUGUUUUUGACAAACUAAAGGCCAUUGCAGGAGUACCAAAUGUGGUGAUCUAUAACGCUUUUUCUUUUACUCGUCCUCCACCGGACGAGUUGCUUUCGAUCCCUGUAGGAUCUAUUGAAAGCGACCUCUGGGUUAAUACAUUCAGCCCUUUGUUAGCAGCCCAAUAUGCUGUUCGGGGAUUUAAAGAACUUCCUGUGAUAGCCAAGAAGGUAUUUAUCUACACCGGGAAUAUUCUGAAUUCAACAGUGCUUCCCGUUCCGGCGUUCUUCACCUUAGGAAUUGGAAAAGCCGCAAGCGCUUAUUGGAUAGGAUCGUCUGACCUAAACUACUCAAAGAAAGGUUACAGAUUCUACUAUGCCGAUGAGCGUACACCCGAAGGGGGGCCAGUUCUCGGUAAUAUCGAUGCGGAAGCACAUGCGGACUUUUAUAAACAGCUUGUCGACGACCACGAUUCUUCAAUUCCUUGGCAUGCGACCUUUGCUAAGGGAAGAGGAUACGUAAAUUUCUCAAGAAUAUGA
Molecule: messenger RNA, 699 nt
Organism: Penicillium daleae
Lineage: Eukaryota; Fungi; Ascomycota; Eurotiomycetes; Eurotiales; Aspergillaceae
Exons: 3
Coding region: 1-699 (232 amino acids)
Source: RefSeq, a predicted model, not a curated record